This is a messenger RNA of Tupaia belangeri chinensis (Chinese tree shrew), 1021 nucleotides long. It is a transcript of the gene LENG1, whose product is annotated as leukocyte receptor cluster member 1. The record is from RefSeq and is a predicted model, not a curated record. NCBI's taxonomy places the organism in Eukaryota, Metazoa, Chordata, Mammalia, Scandentia, Tupaiidae.
UGGGUGACACCACGCGCCGAAGCCUGGGAUUCGCUCUGAUGAAGCGUAUCUCAACCAACCAGCUCUUGCUACGGAUCUGGAGAAGGCGUGCCAACUAGCCCAGAGCCAAUCUGUGGCCGAGAAAAGGACAACAGGGCGGGGACAGUCCCUUCCCAAUCGGAAGUGCCGGGGGGCGGGCCCCCCAGUUCAGGCAGGCUACGGCGCCAUGAAUAUCUUGCCCAAGAAGAGCUGGCACGUCCGCAACAAGGACAAUGUCGCCCGCGUGCGGCGUGACGAGGCUCAGGCUCGGGAGGAGGAGAAGGAGCGUGAACGAAGGGUGCUGCUUGCUCAGCAAGAGGCCCGCACAGAAUUUCUACGGAAGAAAGCCAGGCAUCAGAACUCACGGCCUGAGCUGGAAGCAGCAGAGGCAGAAGCCCCAAGUUCUGGCCCUGUGGACCUAUUUCGGGAACUGCUGGAGGACGGGAAAGGGGUAGCCAGAGGCAAUAAAGAAUAUGAGGAAGAGAAGCGACAGGAGAAGGAGAGGCAGGAGAAAGCCCUGGGCAUCCUGACGUACCUGGGCCAGAGCGCAGCCGAGGCCCAGACUCAGCCUCCGUGGUACCAGCUGCCGCCUGGGCGAGGCAGCCCCCCGCCUGGCCCAGGCCCAGACGAGAAGCUCAAGAGCCGCCUGGACCCUCUGCGGGAGAUGCAGAAACACCUGGGGAGAAAGAGAAGGCCGAGCAGCGACGAAGGCAGGAAGGACAAGAAAGGCAGCAGGGAAAAGGAGGCAUCUGGGAAGCAGCGGCUUCACAAACCCCCAACCCUAGACCAGCUCCGAGCUGAACGGCUCCGGCGGGAAGCGGCUGAGAGGGCUCGGGCAGAGGCCCUGCUGGCACGGAUCCAAGGCCGGGCACCACAGGAAGGGGCGCCCCCGCCGGCAAGAACCCUACUUUGCUCCCUGACUUUGGUGGGGGAUAUAGGAGAGGCUGCUGCUGCCAGGCGUCAUAUAAAACUAUUUAUUCAUAAAUAUUUUCCAAAAUGAAAA